CAAGCAUGAUAGAAAUAUUGAUAUUCUUAUACAAGUGUGUUUAUGUUUUUUUAAGAAAUGCAUGAAAAUAUUUUUUCAAAUACCUUCAAACUUAUAAGAUAAAGAUACUGAAAAAUUAUGUUGAACUCUACAAAUAAUAACAUCGAUUCUGUAAAACGGCAAGAAAUAGUGUUGGAUGAAAUUCAAUCUGACGUUGAAAAUUAUUCGGAUAAUGAAUUACCUCUUUCGUCAAUAGUACCAACUAUUAAUACUAAAGCAUAUCAAGAUAUUAUAUUGGAUAAUAUCCAAUCUAAUAUGAAAAAUGCCUUAGAAAAUGAGUUACCUCUUUCAUCAAUAUCUACUUUUAAUGAUAAUUGUAGGAUUCCAAACCAUCAAGUAAUCAAUUUGGAUGAAAUUCAAUCGGACAAUGAAAAUUGCUCAGAUAAUGAAUUACCUCUUUCAUCAAUAGCAAAUGUAUUGUUUCCAAUUGGUAGCUGUAAAGUUGAUAAAUCUGAGUCAAUUGAUUGCCGAUCCAAGGUAAACAAUAAUCAUAAUACAUCUGCCUUACAUCAAAUAUCCACUAAAGUACAAAGUAAAAUAGAUUCACCAAUAAGGAAGUAUGGGUGCGAUAUUUGUGGGAAAAUAUUUCUUAAGCGUAUUGCGAUUAUUGAACAUUUUAGAACUAGUUUAUGCUUUCCAGACAGUCCUUUUGAUUUUGAACUCAACAGCCCUAAUCAUAAUUUGUGCAACAAUUCUGAAGAUACGAUGUCAAUUAUUAACAAUAUCAGUGAUUUAGAAACUAAUAAUAUGAAGGCUAUGACCUACAAAUGUAGAAUUUGUCAGAAUUUAAUUAAAAAUAACAAUUUAACAAAAAGGCGACUACUAUCAAAUACUAAAGAAAAUAACUUAUGUAAUAUAUGUUCAGUUUUGGAUAAUAUUGCAUGUGGAAAUAAUCAACAUGUUAUAGAAAAAUAUACAUGGAAAUGUAAAUCUUGUGGGCAGACAUUUACUAAAUUAACUGUUUUAAAAGCUCACAGAUGUAAUUUUUCAAAGAAUAAAUUAUUUAACUGUUAUAAAUGUCAUAAGUCUUAUAGAAACUUAAGUGCUUUGGAAAAACAUAAAUUUAUUCAUAAAUUUUACUGCAAUAUAUGUCAUAAACAAUUCUUUAAACAAUCAACUUUAGCAAAUCAUCAAAGAAUACACUGUUUAAAAAGUAUCGAUCAACAUAAUUUUAAUCUAAAGUACUUAAAUUCUAGUGUAUUAAAUCAUACUAAAAAAGCCCAUAACUCGUCUAAAAAUUAUGAGUGCUCAAGAUGUUCAGCAGUAUUUUAUAAACGUUCAGAAAUAAUUUCUCAUAUUUUUGAAAAUCAUCAAGAAGAUUAUUCCAAGUAUAGUUGUGAUGAAUGUACAAAUGUAUGUGAUUCUUCAGGAGACUAUAUUUUACAUUUAGCAAAAAACUGUUGCAAAUGUGAUGUUUGUCCUCAAUCAUUCACAACGUCUCAUAGACUACAGCAGCAUUAUAGAUGGCACCUUGGUAUUAAUAAUUUUAAAUGCCAAUUCUGUCCUAAAACAUUUUCAAAAUGUUCUUUAUACUUAUCUCAUGAAAAAACGCACACAAGAGAAAAACCAUUCAUAUGUAAUUUUUGCGGCAAAUGGUUUCCAGAGACGUCAAAUUUUAAUAUACAUUUAAAACCAUAUAAGCUUUUUGCAUGUAAUAUAUGCCUAAAAUCUUAUACUCAGAUGUCAUCUUUAUUAUCCCAUAAAAGAAUACAUGCUAAAGAAAAAUUUCUAAAAAAUAAAAACUGUAAUCAAUUGUUAACUUUAAAAGUACGUACAAGGCAACAAUAUACUAGAAGAAAGCGUUUUAAUUGUAAAGUAUGUGCUAAAUCAUUUCUUCAUUCUUGGUCAUUAAGUGCUCAUCUAAAAACACAUAAAAACAAUAAGAAUGUUAAAAAAUCAUUCUUAAAUAAACACAAAAGAUUACAGAAAAAUUCCAUAUGUAUUAAAUGUAAUUCAUGCCAAGAAUUAUUUGACAACCAGAAUAUUUUAACCACUCAUAUAUGUAAGUCGUCUACAUGCAAAUAUUGUCUUGAAGUCUUUAAAAAUGUUUCUUCACUUAAAAGACACUAUAAGUAUGUACAUCAAAAAAACAAUGAAUUCUUUGACUGUGAUAUUUGUAAAAUAUCAUUUAUGUGUUCAUCUAGUCUUAAUGAACAUAAAAAAAAGCAUACUCAAUGUGAAAAAAAUAAGUCUCUUACAUUUAAUGUCAAUAACAAAAUAAAUACAGAAAAAGAAGAAAUGUAUUUAGAUGAAGAAUUUAAAUGUGAUCUUUGUAUGAAAAGUUUUUCCAGUCAAUCACAAAUUGUUCCUCACAUCCUAGAAACUCAUUAUUAGGUUUACAUUAAACAUGCAUAUGCAUAUUUAUAAUUUUUUUUUUUUUAAAUCUUGAUUAUGUAAUCAAC
Melanaphis sacchari is the source of this 2441-nucleotide messenger RNA. RefSeq names its product zinc finger protein 83-like. NCBI's taxonomy places the organism in Eukaryota, Metazoa, Arthropoda, Insecta, Hemiptera, Aphididae. The transcript is spliced from 5 exons. The coding region runs from base 118 to 2373 and encodes 751 amino acids. The record is from RefSeq and is a predicted model, not a curated record.